Epithele typhae is the source of this 1401-nucleotide messenger RNA. RefSeq names its product FAD-binding domain-containing protein. The transcript is spliced from 5 exons. The record is from RefSeq and is a predicted model, not a curated record. Bases 1 to 1401 code for a protein of 466 amino acids. NCBI's taxonomy places the organism in Eukaryota, Fungi, Basidiomycota, Agaricomycetes, Polyporales, Epitheliaceae. Gene Ontology annotation, molecular function: oxidoreductase activity; FAD binding.
AUGCAAAACUUGGACAUCCAAGGCACCGUGCUCAGCGUGGCCUCGGGCGACGCCUUCAGCGCAGCACUCAAGCGCAACUCGCCGCUCGCAGAACUCCCGGCCAGAUAUGUCGUCCAACCGACCGCAUAUACCGACAUCCCUCCUGUUCUCGCGUACGCCGCUUCGCAAACACCUCCUAUCCAGCUCGCUGUCAAGGGCGGCGGAGCACACACCGCCACUUGGUCGAGCUCAGACGGUGGCAUCGUCAUAGAUCUCUCCAAGCUCAAUAAAGUUUCCCUCUCGGACGACAAACAGACCAUCUCCGUUCAAGGGGGCGCAAUCUGGGGCGAUGUCUACGCUGUGACCUCUCAGGCCGGCGUUGACGUUGUGGGAUCGCCCUUUUGGUUCAUCGGCGUCGGCGGCUUCACUGUCGGCGGCGGCUACGGGCCUCUCAGCGGCGAACGUGGUCUGGCGGUUGAUAAUCUCCUCAGCGCAACUGUCGUCCUCGCCGACGGCCGCAUUGUGAAGGCCAGCGCGAGAGAGGAAGCGGAUCUCUUCUGGGCCAUCAGAGGGGGCGGGGGACAGUUCGGGGUCGUUGUUGAAUUCCUGUUCAAAACUUACCCUGCCGCGGGUCCAAUCUCUUCUGGUAUUCUGGCGUAUCCUGGAGCCGAGCUGGGGAAGGUCAUCAGCAUCAUCAACGAAUGGAAGGCGGCUCGUGAACCGUCUGAGCGCUUGACGCUCAACUUCUCCCGCCCGGCUCCCCACUUCAAGCCAUCCGUAUUAAUCAUGCCAUGCAUCCUCCGCGACGAACACGGGUCGCUCGCCCGCGCCUCUCUGGAGCCCUUCCGCUCCGUCGUCAAGCCGGUGGUAGACAAAUUGUCCACCGCGUCCGACAUGCUGGCGCUGUCGCACUCCGCCGACGCCGCACUCGCGCAGGCCCCCAGGCGCCUUGUCAUCCGGGGCGCGUGCUUCUCCGACUUCUACCCUGAGCUCGUCCUCGCCGUGUGGGACGCCUGGGUCGCGUUCACGGAGCGCAGCGAGGAGGUGCGGCAGUCGACGGUGAUAUGGAACGUCACGUCUCCGACAGCCAUCGCGCAAGUCCCCUUCGCCGACACGGCGUUCAAGCUGCGCGUGCCGCACUACUGGGUGGCGGUACAAGGAAGGUCCACCACCGACGACUCCGUCGGGGCUUGCAGAGAGUUUGUGGCCUCCAUCGUCAGCCUGGUUCGCGAGAAGAACACGGAGCUGAGUGGUCGCGACUUGGGCUGGGCUGUGAACCUCUGUCAGGGAGAUGAAAAGACGGAGGACAUCUUCGGCGAACAUCUGCCCCGCCUGAGAGCGGUCAAGGCGAAGUAUGAUCCGCAUAUGAUCUGGAACAAGGGUGCCGUGCUCGAACCGGCGGAUGGGCACAUGGGGGUGUAA